ACGCGACAAAGCCCAAAAAAUUAAAGCUGAAAAUUUUGAAAGUCGACACGCGCCUUUGACUAUUUUCCUGACUACAAAACAUGGGAAUUCACGGAUUGACCAAACUCAUCUCAGAGCAUGCUCCAGGUGCCAUAAGACCUCAUGAGAUCGGCAGCUAUUUUGGCCGAAAAGUCGCCAUUGACGCUUCCAUGAGCAUAUACCAAUUUAUGAUCGCUGUCCGCCAGCAGGAUGGUCAAAUGCUUACGAAUGACGCCGGUGAAACGACAAGUCACCUUAUGGGCAUGUUUUACCGAACAAUUCGAAUGGUGGAUAAUGGUAUCAAGCCGGUGUAUGUUUUUGACGGAAAGCCACCAAUGAUGAAGUCAGGAGAGCUUGCUCUUCGACUGGAACGAAGAAAAGAAGCUGAGAAAAAUAUUGAAGAGGCAAAAGAAGUUGGUACUAGCGAUGAUGUCAAUAAGUUUACAAGAAGAACGGUCAAAGUCACGAAAGAGCACAAUGAUGAAUGUAAGCGACUGCUAAAGUGCAUGGGAAUACCCUAUGUGGAGGCUCCUUGUGAAGCGGAAGCCCAGUGUGCUGCGUUAGCUAAGGCUAACAAGGUUUUUGCCGCUGCGUCUGAGGAUAUGGAUACUAUCACAUUCGCGUCACCUAUUCUACUGCGACAUCUGACAUUUUCAGAACAACGAAAAAUGCCAAUUGAUGAAGUCAAUUUGUCCAAAGUUUUGGAAGGCUUAGAGCUUACCAUGGAUCAGUUCAUCGAUUUGUGUAUUUUGUUGGGAUGUGACUAUGUCGACAGCAUCAAAGGAAUAGGACCGCAUCGUGCUAUCAACCUGAUUAAAGAACACAAGUGUCUUGAAAAGAUUAUCCCUGCUCUCCCCGAAAAGCUGCGAGAAAAUGUACCGGCUGACUGGAAAUAUGAUGAAGCAAGAGAGUUGUUCCGAAAACCAGAGGUCGCUGACUGCACUGACAUGGAGCUCAAAUGGGAAGAACCUAAUAUUGAAAAUUUAGUCGAUUUCCUUGUCAAAGAAAAGGGAUUCAACGAGGAGCGCGUUCGAAAAGCUUCAGAAAAGCUGCAUAAAAAUGCAAAAGCGGCAACUCAAGGACGUAUUCAGGACUUUUUCAAUUCAGUGCCUACGCAAAAUACUGGAAUCAAGCGCAAGGCUCCUGCGGACACUAAAAAAGAUGACAAGAAGAAGAAAGGAGGACGCAAACCUAAAUAAGCCUGCUGUAAUAAAUAAAUAUAGGAUGAGCAUAAUGAGAUGUUUGGCUUCCGCGUUUG
This is a messenger RNA of Umbelopsis ramanniana AG, 1276 nucleotides long. RefSeq lists its product as uncharacterized. The record is from RefSeq and is a predicted model, not a curated record. Gene Ontology annotation, cellular component: nucleus; cytoplasm. Bases 81 to 1217 code for a protein of 378 amino acids. Lineage: Eukaryota; Fungi; Mucoromycota; Umbelopsidomycetes; Umbelopsidales; Umbelopsidaceae. Gene Ontology annotation, molecular function: DNA binding; 5'-flap endonuclease activity; 5'-3' exonuclease activity. The transcript is spliced from 7 exons.